AGGAUUAAAAGCCACCGCAAUUAAUUAAUCUUCAGAAAAUAAUCCCAAUUUCCGAGGUCAGCGUAGUCUGCUAAUUAAUAAUACUUGCGAUAAUUUAAAAAAUUAAUUAAACCGUUAAUUCCUCCAUUCAUUCACUUUCAAUAUAGGAGUCUGCAGAUUUUAAAUCCCUUUCAAUAUAAGUUUCUGCAGAUUUCAAACGCAGAGCCAUCUCACUAGAUCUAUCAAUCCCUUUUCAUUUCGGAUCGGAUCUCAAUUCUUAACAAAAAUGGGUUUUCUGAUACUGGCACUGAGAUGCUAAAAUGGUGAAAUCAGUAUGUGCAGGAUUUAUAGAUCCAUUUACGUGGUAUCAUGGCAAUUAGGGUUCAUGACUGUUAUUUAGGUACCUGAGCUUAAGAGGCUAUAAUUUGUGUGUGUUAUGAAUCAGAUUAGUCAGCAGUUGCAGUAUCGGUAUUCUUUUCCCCAGGCCAAACCGUUUGUGUUUCAUCUCUGGUUUCCUUUUAUAUUACUAUGUUUCGCCAACCUUCCAGCCGAAACCAAAGAAACAAGGGAUGGAAAGUUAAACAUGCGUUUCAAAUAGCUUUGCUGCUUGCUGUAUCGAUAUGGUUGCUUUAUCAACUCAAACAUUCCAAUCAGAAGAGGAAUAGUGAUCAGCAGACUAACCUAAAACUCAGCCAAGAUAGUGAGAAUGAAGGCAUCAUCCUUGUUGGGCGUAAAGAGCAACCAGGGUCAAAGCAUUUGACACUAGAUGAUGAUAAAGCUGGAGAGGGAAUAAAUGAACAAGAGGGAGAUACUAAACCUGGUGAAAAUGAUACUGAAGAUGGAGGGGGUGGAGAUGAUGAGAUAGACAAACAUAAUGAAGAAAAGGAACUUGAGAGUUUGGAGAAACAUUUUGAUGAUGAAAGAGAAAAUCAGAGUAAGAGAGAAACUUAUAAGGGAAAUGAAAGUUCAGAGGAGCAUGUGCAUGAGACGCAAACUCAUAAUGAAAAUGAGGGUUUAGAACACGGACAUGUAGGAGACACAUGGACUAAAAGCAUGAGUAAUGAAGAUGAACUUCAGAAGUCCUCUGAACUGGUAAUCAAUGAAGGAGCAGAAAAUAAGAGUGAUACCCAAAAGGGUGUUGUGGAAGGAAAUAAUGGUUCAACAGAACAACACCCUCAAGAAAGAGAAAGUCAUAUUGAAACUGUUGUCAAUGGGGAUGAAUCUCAGAAGACCUCUGAAGAAUUACAAAAUGGAGAGGGGGAAAAUAAGAGUGCUGCACAAACAGUAGUUGGGGAAGAGAAUGGUACCCCGAAAGAAGUAGUCCAUGAUGACGCAGAAACCCAGACCGAAAAUGUGGGUCCAAAAGAAGAUACUCUUAAAGAGAAAGAAACCCAUAAUGGAAGUAUGGGUAAUGAUGAGGCAUCACAAAAGUCUUCUGAUCAACCACACAUCUCAGAGAGAGAAGACACGAAUCAAGCUCAAAUAGGAGAUGGCAAAGAAGCUGGAUCUUCAGAUAAUCCUCAGGCCAAAGAAAGUUCAAAUGAAGAAGGUAAGUCUGAAAAAUCUUCUGAUGAGAGUUACAUUAAACUAACUACGGAUGAAUCCCCUUUGCAGUCCAAUGCAACAGAGGAAGCUGUUCUUGAUCAAGGAACAAAAACACAUGAUUUCUCUGAUGAGAAUGGGGUUCCAAGAGAUGGUGAGGAGAUUGGAAAACUUUCAUUUAAUGACACAAGUGCCCAAAACCAAUUAGUAGUUUUGGAACAAGAAACCAUGUCCAGUGAUAUGUCUCAAAAUGUUUCAUCACUUUCUGUUCCUGAUAACCAAAAUGGAACUGAGACGAUGGGUAACUCAUCUCCAGAUAAUGAGACAAGUGGUUCGGGGGUUCCAGCCAAUAAUGGGACUCCAGAGGGAGAUGGGGCUCCAUCUCAAUUAGGGAAUGAAACUUCAAAGAUAGAAACUUUAAGCCAUGAGAUAGAAAUAUCAAAGAGUAAUAGAAAUGCUGAUCUGGAAGCCUCUGGUUUGGUGGUUGCCGAAGAAGAGAGAGAUGCUCCGAGAAACCUUGAUAUGCAGACCCAAGUUGAAAACCAGGGGAAGAGCUCAGAAUAAGUCUUGAGGCAUUGAGGUUGCCAGGUUGGACAAUUUUAAGAGUAGUCUAGCUAUUCUCACUAAUUAUUUCGGAAUCGUAAGAUUCUUAAAUGUCGAUUUUAGAUAUCUGGUUCUUUACUCACUACUUUACUUGUAAGAUGAUGCUGAAUUGGAGGAUGGGAUUUUUUUUCUUGUCCUUAUUUAUUGUCAAAUUUUGGCAGUUGGGUUUUAAUUUUUUCUCAACCUGUCAACAUUGCAUACAAACUUAAUUAAUUUAUGGACCUGUCAUGUUCUCUUUC
Amborella trichopoda is the source of this 2363-nucleotide messenger RNA. RefSeq lists its product as uncharacterized. The record is from RefSeq and is a predicted model, not a curated record. NCBI's taxonomy places the organism in Eukaryota, Viridiplantae, Streptophyta, Magnoliopsida, Amborellales, Amborellaceae.